UUUACGUUUUUAUUUCAGAAAAAAAAAAUUGACAAUACUCAUAGAAUGGCAAUACUAUUGUUUCUCAUCUUUCUUCUACCUCUCAUCUUCUUCCUCUCGAAACAUACCAACAAUGGCAAUCUUCCCCCGGGCCCUCCUGCCCUUCCCUUUAUCGGUCACUUACACUUGCAGAUGUUUAAUAGCUCACCUAAUCAUAUUUUCCUCUGGAAACUCUCUCGAAAAUACGGUCCUCUGAUGUACCUGCGACUCGGGCGUAAGCCGGCCGUCGUAGUUUCUUCGGCGAAAAUGGCUAAGCAAGUCUUGAAAACCCAUGACCUAAACUUCUGCAGCAGGCCCAAUCAACUCGGCACCGGCAAACUCUCUUACAACGCCUUGGACGUGGCGUUUUCACCGUAUAACGACUACUGGAGGGAGGUCAGGAAGCUUUGUGCUGUACAUCUGUUUAGCAGAGUUCAUCAGUACCUUCCCAUUCGAGAAGACGAAGUUGCUCGGCUGAUGGAAAACAUACGUCGGUCGUCGGCCGAUGCUACGCCCGUCAACCUGAGCGAGGCGAUGAUGCGCCUCUCGAUGACGAUCGUCUGUCGAGAGGGGUUCGGGAAGAGGUGUUGUGACGAAGGAGGAGGAGGAGGAGUUGAAAGGAGCAGGUUCCGUGGGUUGCUUAACGAGGGCCAAGCGUUGUUGGCGAGCUUCGGGUUUGCUGAUUAUUUCCCGUUGAUGGGUUGGGUCGAUCGGCUCACCGGAUACCUCGGUCGACUCGAGAAAACUUUCGAGGAACUCGAUGUUUUUUAUCAGGAACUCAUCGAUGAACAUCUCGAUCCGAAUAGAGUAAAGCCACAGCACCGAGACAUACUCGAUGUGUUGCUGCAAAUACGAGACGAUGGCGACUUCCCAUUCGAUCUGACCACCGAUCAUAUUAAAGCUAUUCUUAUGAAUGUGUUCAUCGCCGGAACGGACACAAAGGCGGCCCUGGUGAUAUGGGUCAUGACUUUCCUGAUGAAAAACCCAAACUGCAUGAAGAAAACCCAAUCAGAACUGAGGGAUUCGGUCGGGAAAAAGGGCUUCGUAGACGAAGACGACAUCCAAAGCUUAGUUUACCUAAAAGCAGUGAUAAAAGAAACGUUCAGAUUGCAGCCGGUUACCCCGUUGCUGCUGCCACGAGAAACGCUCCGAAAGUGCACCGUAGGCGGCGGCUACGAAGUGCCCGCAAAAACCUUAGUCUUCGUGAACGUGUGGGCGAUCGGAAGAGACCCAGAAGCUUGGGAGAACCCAGAAGAGUUUUGCCCCGAGAGAUUCAUCGGCAGCACCGUCGAUUACCGGGGACUGCACUUCGAGCUCUUACCGUUCGGUGCGGGUAGAAGAGUUUGUCCUGGAGUGGAGAUGGGAAUGGCAGCCGUGGAGCUUGCGCUUGCUAAUCUUCUUUACGGAUUUGAUUGGGAAAUGCCGACGGGAAUGAACGAGGAGGACUUGGAUUUUGAUGUACUACCGGGGCUCACUACGCAUAAGAAGAAUGAUCUUAUCCUUCUGGCUAGGAACGGUUGAUGCUUAAUCGAUGAUGUCUUGAAUUUUGUUACUGUCCCCCACUUCCCCUUAUUUUGUGUAACCUAUAAUUGAAA
Hibiscus syriacus is the source of this 1613-nucleotide messenger RNA. RefSeq names its product cytochrome P450 83B1-like. Gene Ontology annotation, molecular function: iron ion binding; heme binding; oxidoreductase activity, acting on paired donors, with incorporation or reduction of molecular oxygen. Bases 46 to 1539 code for a protein of 497 amino acids. The record is from RefSeq and is a predicted model, not a curated record. The transcript is spliced from 2 exons. Lineage: Eukaryota; Viridiplantae; Streptophyta; Magnoliopsida; Malvales; Malvaceae.